AGCUACGUAGAGCUCUUCUUCAGAUUACAUUAGGUAUAUUCAGGACAGGCAGCAAACCUGUUAUCUCCUCAGGAGAGGAAGUGCCGUGGAUGCCAUGUUCUGAGAUCAAGCAUGUAAAUGUGUUGAGUCCAUGCAUCCAUCACUGCAAAGUAAGGUGUAAUUGUAGUGUGGGUAAGCUUACCAACACUAGCUUUAAUUGAGCUAGCACCAGUAACCGUAGCAACGAAGACGUGGUGGCAUGGGCUUCGGCACAGGCUAACAAUCCCAGCACAAGCCCACAGGGGAUGCUUAGUACAUACUUGGAUUGCUAACAAUGCUGAAGUCCAUGCUCUCACAUUUUCACUACCAUUGUUACCUGCGCUCUGUAGAUUAAAAUGUGUGUGGGUAUGUCUACUUGUGCAACAAUUACCGCACCUUAAUUUGUGGUGUCAAGGUAUUCCAGUCUGAGUAGGACUGUGGUGGGUUUUAGGGGUUCACAACCUUUCUCAGCUGGAAGCAGGUUUGUGACUGCAACAGAGAGGAGAAUAAAAGAGGACAUGGGAGAUUCCAGCCAGUCCCUCAAACACUACAGUAACUCUUCAAGGGUCAAGACUUCAGUGGAUUAGCUAUAUUUAAGGUUUCACAAUGUCUUCCCAGGAUGGAAGAAGAGCAGCGCCGGCUGUCCCAAAAGGAACCGGUUUCUGGCAUUCUCCAGGGACAACUCAUUAUGGCCAAGAAACAAAAGAGCUGCUUAAAGUGAUGAUGGAGGAAUCCAAACUUACCAGUUUCCAGCAACGCCACCUCAUGGACUGCAUGAAACGAGGUGUUUCCCUGCCCACUCACUGCAACCCAACAUCCAGCAAAGAACCACAGCUUGUGCAGCCCUCUCCACCAAAGCCUUGUCUUUCAGUCACUCUAUUGGCCAGACCUCAUCUCCGACCUGCCGAGAUCUGCCGGGCAGGCGAUGCCUACACCCGAGAGAAAUUCAAACCCCGGGCCACUCGCGACUUAGAGAGGGAGAAGCAAAGGCUCCAAAAUAUCUUAGCGACUGGAAAGGACAUGGUGGAACAGAAGCCACAGCAGAAGCCAGUGCAGACAGAGGAAGAAGAAAUACCUGAACCUGACCGGUUUGAAGAACUGGUGAAUGAAAUUCAGGAGCGGAAGGAAUUCCUGGCAGAGAUGGAGGCUCUGGGCCAGAGCAAGCAGUAUCGAGGGAUUGUCCUCACUGAAAUCUCACAGAAACUGCGGGAGAUGGAGAUCAUCGAUAAGAAGAGGAGUAAGGAUGUGAGAGAGGCAAUGGCAAAAAUCCUCCCUGUGGGAAACAAAUCUGAUCUCAAUAGCUAGACCAAGACCAGACACCAGAGCAGACCAUUUCCACCCCUUCUUUCCUUGCCCUUCCAAUAGGGCUGGGCUUCCACCAUAGAAGGGUCACAGAACUGGUCUAUGCCUAUUCAUCUAAGGCAGAUCCUCUUAGAGGAAUGUCAGUAGCACCUGUUGCGUAAAUCCAAGAAGGCAGUAAAUAUUUAUGCAUAA
Mauremys reevesii (Reeves's turtle) is the source of this 1512-nucleotide messenger RNA. RefSeq names its product chromosome 1 C22orf23 homolog (gene C1H22orf23). Lineage: Eukaryota; Metazoa; Chordata; Testudines; Geoemydidae. The transcript has 7 exons. The coding region runs from base 625 to 1323 and encodes 232 amino acids. The record is from RefSeq and is a predicted model, not a curated record.